AUUGUAGCGCAAUAGCCAAGCGCAAGGGCUUCGCGGUAGUGUAGUUCCACCAAUCCCGUAGAGAUAGAGGUGUAGCAUGAGCACACUUCCUGGAUGCGGAGUAACCGCUUUGUCGUCGGAAUUUUAUUCAUUAUAAGCUGUCAAUUACAGGACAUUCUCCGAUAUUUGCUUCCCAUUGGCUGGUCGUGCGAGUCAACAAACAACAAAGAAAUUACAUCCGGCAUGAGAGUGCAGUGGUCUUUCUGCUGAGAGCCCGUUAUAACGCGUUUUACGCCUCCAGUUACGCUUAUAACAGCUUUUCCUGGUGAAGAAGAAACCUUUUUUUAUCUUUAAGAGUGAUCGUUAAACGUUUGGAGAUGAACGGAGACUGCGUGGACGCGCGGCGCGGGGAUACAACAGUUGCUGGUACUGAUGGGGCAUCUGGACUGCAGCCCAUGCAGGUGGAUGCUAAGCCUCAGUCACAUGUCUUCAGAUACAGCCUAAACUACCCCAACAUUGGGCACUGCAUCAUCAUCAACAACAAAAACUUUGAUCGCACGACAGGCAUGAACCAACGCAAUGGCACUGAUGUAGAUGCAGGAAACGUAAUGAAUGUUUUUCGAAAGCUUGGAUACACUGUGAAAGUUUACAAUGACCAGACAGUAGCGCAGAUUAAUCAGGUUUUAACAGCAGUUGCCCAUGACGACCACAGUCGCUGUGCUUCAUUUGUUUGUGUGAUGCUCAGUCAUGGAGAUGAGGGGGUGUUUUUUGGCACUGAUGGUUCUGUGGAAUUAAAGACCUUAACUAGCCUGUUCAGAGGAGACCGCUGCCCAUCACUAGUGGGAAAGCCUAAACUUUUCUUCAUACAGGCUUGUAGAGGUACAGGCCUGGAUCCUGGUGUGGAGACUGACAGCCAUAACAUCUCAGAUGGUCCAGUGAGGAUCCCUGUGGAGGCAGACUUCCUCUAUGCAUACUCUACAGUACCAGGUUACUACUCCUGGAGAAACACUAUGACCGGUUCAUGGUUCAUUCAGUCUCUCUGUGAAAUGAUGGCAAAGUAUGGCAACGAACUAGAGCUCAUGCAAAUAAUGACUAGGGUCAACCAUAAAGUGGCACUCGACUUUGAGUCGACCUCCAACAUGCCUGGCUUUGAUGCUAAAAAACAAAUUCCCUGCAUUGUCUCAAUGCUCACCAAAGAGAUGUACUUCACUGGUUAAAGGUACAAGGGAACUUUUAGAGCUUCUCCAGCUUUUCUCUGUAAAUGUCUCAGGUGUAGGAUAUAGAUUUAUGGGUUGAGCUUAAAAGUAUAAGACACUCUUUUCACAGGGAAACUUUUCACAGGAAAACCUUUUUUAGAUCCACUUAUUUACCAGAAGCAUUAGCUGGACAUGCAUAGUUUGGGAUUUCCCUUUCUCGGGACUGUUAUUAUAAAUGUAUUUUUGGCAUUUGAUGUGUUGUUUAUGAAAGUAGGUGCUCACUUUUUUUCCAUUAGCAUAUACCAUUAUGCUAAUUCACCUGGUUUUCUAAUCAAAAUAUAAUAAUAAUAAUAAUAAUAAUAAUAAAUAACAAUCACUAGUGGCAAGUCAUGUUGGGAUAAACUUGAUAAACUUUAAUAUGUUAUUGCACUAGUUUGAUGAAAUGGGAAUCAUAGGUGGGUGUUAAAUCAGUUAAAGCGGAUAGUGAGAUCCGAGAUUCCUCUUAAUCGAAGGGAAACCAGUGUGCCUAUUUUAAUGUGAAAAGCAAAGAAAAACAAUUAGAACUAUUCCAGGUACUUCUUACUGAACCAUGUUAACAGAUUUUGAUAAAACUUCUGAAAUGUCAUGUGUACUUUUCCACGGAGACAUAACUGCAUUAUAGACACACUUUGUUAAAUCAGGUUAAGCUGUGGACAGUAUCAGUGACAUCUGGUCCUCUGUCACAGAAAAAUGUGUACAUUUUGGUCUAAAAGUUGAAGUCUGUGGGGCAAACAACUGUCAGUACCAUCACUGUAAGUGCAUAAAUGUCAUCACAAUUUUUGUGGUAAUGGUCAGCAACUACCAUAGUGCUUCAUUUGAAUAUAACCUGGAAUGUUCUUUAAUUAGUCCAUUCAAUAUGAUGCUGAACAUAAGCACAUGCAUGUAGCAUUAGCAUCAGUCAACUGAAAUAAACACUCAUGUAGAAUUCAUGCAUGCAUUGUGUAUGUGAUGAUUUUCUGAUGUAUGCGUGCAUUAAGAAAUACUUUUUAUGUUUAUUCUACAAUCAUGAAUAUUUGCUUUUUCUGUAUGUAAUUAAACAGCUCUGUAGUGCA
Molecule: messenger RNA, 2266 nt
Organism: Ctenopharyngodon idella (grass carp)
Lineage: Eukaryota; Metazoa; Chordata; Actinopteri; Cypriniformes; Xenocyprididae
Gene: casp3a
Product: caspase 3, apoptosis-related cysteine peptidase a
Exons: 7
Coding region: 357-1196 (279 amino acids)
Biological process (GO): keratinocyte differentiation; proteolysis; erythrocyte differentiation
Cellular component (GO): cytoplasm
Source: RefSeq, a predicted model, not a curated record